CGGCUGUGCGCUGCCAGGAAGCUGGGCCUGAUCCUGAGGAACUUUUCAAUGACACUGCCUCUUGCGAGGUGACCUCAUCUUGCGACGAUGUCGAAGGCUUCGAAGCAAUCAAGCAGCUCCAUCGGCAGUUGGACGAUGACAAAUCAGGAACCGUCGAGUUAUUCGAGACUGACGGUUUCAUCAGGGGGGAACUGCAGAACCCGAAUGGCAACGAGCGACAAAUAAAAGCUUUCCACGGCUCGGAUACAAGCAUUUCAGUUCUGGAGAUGUGGUUGAGUUGGAAAAAGAGUGAAGUUCACAAUUGGACCGUCGAGGAGACGGUCGCAUGGCUCGUCGAUUCCGUCGAGCUCCCUCAAUACGUCAGAUUAUUUCACGAAAACCAAAUAGACGGCGCAAAAUUGCCUCGAAUGGCGAUCAACAGCAACCACUAUCUCGGAAGCGUACUUGGAAUCCGGGAUCCGAUCGCUAAACAGAGACUCGUCCUGAAAGCGAUGGACGUUGUUCUUUUCGGACCGCAACGCAAUCACAAUUGGCUUAAGGACGUUGUUCUCGCGGUCGUUCUCAUAUUCGCCACGACGAUCGUCUGGUACCUCUACCGACAGAAUCGACGGUCGCAGUUACAAGUACAAAAGAUGAUGAAAGAAAUGGAUUCUCUCCAGAAAGCAGAAGACGCACUCGUAGAAAUGCAACAGCAAUUAGAUAAAGCUCGCAGCAAGCAAGAAAGCCUCCAAGAGGAAAUCUCCAACAAGAGCAAGGAGGGCACCGCCUACAGCGACCCCGACAACAUGAUCUACAAACUACAAGAAGAAGUUCGUUUCCUGACCGACGAGCUUGUCAAAGCCCAGAAUCUCCCGCGAGGGACAGUCCCACCUCAGCUCCAGCAUUGGCUGCAGCUCACGCAUGAAAUCGAGUUGAAGAACUACCUUGGCAAGAAGAACGCUGCGGAACAUCAACUCCACAAAGCGAAAGACGAAUGCGAGAAGCUGAGACGAAAGGGACAGAGCUUCAUGGGACCGUUCAGGUUGACCCAUGGAGGCAGCAUCGAUGAGAUCGAUACGACCAUCCUCAAAGCUAGACAAGCCCUGUCGGAGGUCACCCAAGAUUUCACGGAACGAUUGAAUCGAUGGCGACAGAUAGAACGGCUAUGCGGAUUCAAUAUCGUAUCCAAUAGAGGUCUCGUUCAUUUAGAGGCUCUUCUGCAUGGUCAUGCCGUGCCUCCACAUGCUUAUAACACGCCCACUGCCGGUAGCACAAAGAGCGUCAUUUCUCGCUCUGGCAGUGAGGGAACCAUGAGCGACGACGAUAGCCCUGGGUCGUACAACAAUAACAUGAGUAGUGUGAACCAACUUCUUCGCGGAUCGACCGCCAUUCUCUUGGCGCCUUCAAUACAACAUCAGUGCUGUCUCGAAGCUGAUAGCAAGCCUCAGAGCGGUGCUGUCAGACCGCAAACAUUGGAGCGGCGGCGAAGUAAAAGCUCGUUCCCGGAAGUGGACGUUGCAUCGACCACGAGUGCGUCGAUAUCCUCGAAAAGCAACGCUGUCUCCCAUCAGGGCCGGCGCGUCGGCAUGCAGCCCCUUCAGCCGCUGCAGCCAGUGUACCCACACGAAUACUUCAAUCAGAUAGAGAGUCAACAGGCGCUCCUCAAUCAUGUAACCUCACCUGGACCGCCACCGGGAGCGCAUAGCUCCUUGAGGAGAGAGGAGCCAGACGGUGACCUCACACCGCAAGCCUGUCCGAAUCCCGUGCAUUUCCAGAUGGGAGGGGAUGGCAUAUCGCCCUCACGGUCCGAGGCGAUUAGCUCAUUCGCCUCGGGCAACUCGAAGUUGGCGCUCAUGAAGGGAACGAGUUUCGAUGGCUCGAUAGACAGCCCUCUGGAAGAAGACACAAACGGGAACAGGAUCAAAAAUAAACGAAAAGGAAGUAAACGACGCAGUGCUUUCAUGAAUGCAAUACGGAACUCCUUCACAUCCGCGUCCACCCUCGUUGACUCCGAGGACAAUUCAUCGAGAGGUUCAACUCCAGCUCUUGAAGACAAGAGGAAGAAAUCCGGAGUUUUUGGAGCCAUCAAGAAAAUCUCUCGCGGUACUAAGGAGAAAACCACGCCUGAGCGUGACAGCUGAAAAGCUCACUUGAUGUAAAUACCCCGUACUAUGCACAAACAGUGUUCUUGUCACGGAAUCGUCGAUCAUGUCGAUUGACGUGGCGGCUGUGUUCAGCAUCGAAAAUUCGAAAAGAGGAAAUCCUUUCGAUGUGUAAAGUGUACCAUAGAAACUCGGUUGAAGCCGUCGAGCUCCGCGAGUUGGCAUCUCAACAAAUCUCAAAACCAUUCAGUCUCACCCGGGCUCAUUAUGACAACAUUUCGAUUGGUGAGGAGUGAGGAGCCCAUAUGACAUUGAUGCUAUCAGCUAUAAUUUGAACAAUAUGCUCCAAGCCCCCCCCCCCCCACGCGGACGCGGGACCUCUAGACUGCUGUGAUUAUACAUGCUCGUCAGGGAAGAUGGCAAAGAAGCGCCUCCUCGCAGCGAACGGCUUCCGAAUAGUGUUCAUACUAUACGUUUACAUUAUUUGAAUCAAUCGAUGAAAUUUCCUCAGGCUCUCUAUUCCGGCGGACAAAACCCACGGAUACUUCCU
Molecule: messenger RNA, 2631 nt
Organism: Galendromus occidentalis (western predatory mite)
Lineage: Eukaryota; Metazoa; Arthropoda; Arachnida; Mesostigmata; Phytoseiidae
Gene: Stim
Product: stromal interaction molecule
Exons: 13
Coding region: 267-2120 (617 amino acids)
Biological process (GO): activation of store-operated calcium channel activity; intracellular calcium ion homeostasis; store-operated calcium entry
Cellular component (GO): plasma membrane; endoplasmic reticulum
Molecular function (GO): calcium channel regulator activity; calcium ion binding; protein binding
Source: RefSeq, a predicted model, not a curated record